AAGGUGUAGAGCUGGUCCAGUGUUCCACGACCAGGACGAAAACCACACUGCUCUUCCUGACUUACUUCCUGCUCUAACUGACCCUUAUUUUAAUUUUUAGUUUUUUUUCUUAGUUGUAACAAAUUAUAUUUUUAAGCACAUAAUUUAUGGUUAACCCAGUUCGUCCUCCUAAUCAUAUUUAGAACAUGCUCGUUUCUUUAACACACUUAUCUCAUGCCUAUCAAUCAUUCAAAUAUGUAAUAGCAUCUAAGAUGAACCAGUCUUGUUUACAUAGCAGUUGUACACUUCUAAUAUUCAAAUUCAAAUUGUAAUCAUGGAUUUCUUCAUAGUUUUCUUUUCCCUUGUUGAAUCUAAAACAUUUAAGGAUAACAUUCUCUUAAAGGCAGAAAAUAAUAUUCUGUUUCCUAACAUGUUGCCUCCUAGAGAGCUUUUAGCCAAAUCUUAACAUAUAGAGCCACAGAAUGACACAAAUGUUCCAUAAAUUAUAAAACAAUUUGCAAGUGGCAGCUGCAGGUGGCAGCAUCUAUACGCUGCAAAGUCCAGGGACUGAUGUGACAGCCAGCUCUUUCAGAAACAUGGAAACAAAUAUAGCAUCCACGUUUGCAGAACAUGAGAGAUGCACUUUACAUCUCACACGCUCCACACACAACAUGCAGAAAAACUCUGCACCAACAGGCUGGUCUGGUGGCGUGGAGGCCUCACGAUUUGCUCUUGUUUUGGAGCAAGGACGUGGACACCUGCCAGUCACCGAGGAGACUGUUAACACCUCUCUGCACCGAUGUAUUUUGGUGUCUGAGCCGACAGCUGGAGCUUGCUCAAAGUUGAGUCACUCAGCAGUGCAAUUAUUGCAAACCCAGCAGCAAAUCUAGAACAAAAUGAUAAAAAUAAUUUUAAAAAUCCAUGUUUUCUGUCAAACUGAAGACUGUACUUUAGUUAUUCCUGCUCCGUUCAGCGUUCUUAAGACUGUAAGACAUUUGUUAUUAACUAUGCAAGAAACUAAUGGCUCAAUAUGAGGAAUCGCUCAUUAUGCUACAGGUGCAUUUCAGUAAAUUAUGAUUUUAUCAAAAACAAUUUCCAUAAGUGAAAAUCAUUUAUAAAGACUCACUUUGCACAGAUUGUUUUUUAAUGUUGAUGUUACAGUCAGUUAAAACCGUUUAUUUCAGAAAAUGUUAUUCAGAAAACCAAAAACAUUCAUAAAUACAUAAAUUUUGUGACCACUUAAUAGCUUAUGCAAUGAUGAUGCAAUCAUCAUUGUCACAACUGCAUUCAAUCAUAUUAAUGGAAAGUUGAAUGGAAGGAAACAAUGUGCACAAAGCAGCAAGUAUUUUUAGAUCCUUGAGAGGAUUGUGAAGCAAAGGCCAUUUUGUGCAUGCAAGAGUAUUUAGCCAACAACACUGACAUACUUUUAGUACAAUGGUAUUUGUUUACAUGGUUAUUUUUUUUUUUGCGGAGAAACUGAAGUUUGAGUUUUAUGUAAGUCAUGAUCAUCAAAACCCAUUUGAGUGAAAGAAAGAAAGAAUGUGUCACCGUCCAAUGAAUCCUGAAAAUAAAUGAGACUCAGGUCACUGUUUUAUGAUUUUAUUACAAAAAGCAUUUCAAUUCAACUAGGUACGACUUUAUAUGAUCAAAAUAAAGAAGACAAAAUAAGGAUUAGGAUUUAAUAGAUUUUAAAAAACCCAUAUCAGCUUCCCUGUAGCGCCUUACUUCAGUAGAGGAAGGCAGUAGCGCCCCUCUGUGGUUGGUAAAUUAAGUGCAGUAGAAAAUGCAGGAAAGUGAAUUCAGAGGUUUAUUUCUUUUUUUGUUUUGUUUCAACCUUAAAUAACCACAAGCAACACACAUACUGAAUUUAAAAAAAACCAAAACAACAACUUUACCGAGUUUAUAUAUUUGUACCAUAAAUUUAUUAUAAAGAUCCGAAUAGAUGAGACAACACUUUAGUUGUCUUUGUAGAGAGAACAUUGAGGGAGAGAAUAUUAUAGCCUCUCUGAUCAAGAGUCCUCAUCUGAUAACCCCCAACGACUCAAAAUUAGCCAGCUGAACAAUGAAGAAGUGAGAAUGAUUAUCAUGCACCAGCUAUGGUUUCAGAGUGGGUGUUAGUUUUAUUCUGGGUUCACUUCCUGGUGAGUUUCUUUUUCUUUGAAAGAGAUCAAAGAUGUGGAGCUUUCAGAAACUGUUCUUCACUCUGUGCUCCGCUCUGAGCUGUGUGCGCAGCGCUGCAGGUUUGAUCCGUGUGUUUGGAUAUGAAGGUAUACGCGUGAAUAUUUCCUGCUCAUAUCCUCAGGGUUAUGAGACUUAUGAAAAGUACCUGUGUAGGAACGACUGCGCGGACAGCGACGUCCUUAUUACAACAUUACAAACAAAUAAACACAGACACUCCAUCUAUGAUGACAAAAGUACAAGAAUCUUCACAACAACAAUUUCUAACCUUCAGUCAGCCGACGCUGGGAAAUAUUGGUGUGGAGUGUCAAGGAAUGGAAAAGAUCUUUACACCGAGUUAAAACUAGAAACAAAACAAGACAGUUGCUGCAGCACGGUGAACAACAUCCAAGGUAACGAAGGCGGCUCAGUGACCAUCAGCUGUCCGUACGACUCUGAGUCUGACGACAAGCUGAAGUUCCUCUGCAGAGGAAACCGGCCCUCCACAUGUCGACAGCAGGCAGUGAUCACCUCUAACAACACACAAAAUGGACGAUUCAGACUCUCUGAUGACAGGAAGUCAAGAAUAUUCACAGUGACCAUUUCCAGUCUGACCCUGAAGGAUUCUGGGUCGUAUCUUUGUGGAGUCCAGAGAAACUCAGGAUUUGAUGUUUUCUCUGCUGUUGAGCUGGAGGUCAAAGAAAAAGGAGAACAAAAUGCAAGUGGAGAAAAAAAGCUUGAGGAUCUGCCACCAAGCCUCACGACAGAAGUGUAUGAGCACCAGAGCAGCACAGUGAAAACUAUCAUUACUACCACACCACCAGCAUCAGAGGAACAGGCUAAAGGGCAUUAUCAUCCAAGCACCACAAUGAAAACUACAACACCACUGGUUUCUGAGGAACUGACUGGAGGUCCUCUAUCACCUAUGAGCAGCGCUGCAGGUUCGAUCCAGGUGUUUGGAUAUGAGGGCGGAGACGUGAACGUUUCCUGCCCCUACGAUCGGGGAUUCGAGGGUCGUCAGAAAUACCUGUGCAACAACGACUGUCGUUACGCUGAUGUUCUUAUAACAACAUCACAAGGAAGUAGUGGAAAAUACUCCAUUCACGAUGAUAAAACAACCAGAGUCUUCACAGUAAUCAUCUCUGACCUUCAUCUUGGUGACGCUGGGAAAUACUGGUGUGGAGUGACAAUAAUAGGAAGAGAUAUCAACACUGAAAGAAAGCUGGAAGUAAAACCAGACAGAUGCUGCGACAAAGUGAAUAAAAUCCAAAGUAUUGAGGAAGGUUCAGUGACCAUCAGCUGUCCGUACGACUCUGAGUCUGUCGACAAGCUGAAGUUCCUCUGCAGAGGAAACCGGCCUUCCACAUGUCGACAGCAGGCAGUGAUCACCUCUAGCAACACACAAAAUGGACGAUUCAGACUCUCUGAUGACAGGAAGUCAAGAAUAUUCACAGUGACCAUUUCCAGUCUGACCCUGAAGGAUUCUGGGUCGUAUCUUUGUGGAGUCCAGAGAAACUCAGGAUUUGAUGAUUUAUCUGCUGUUGAGCUAGAGGUCAAAGAGUGGUGCUGUGUGGAGUCAAAGGACAUGAGUGGGAUUGUGGGUCAUGCUGUAACCUUCCAGUGUCCUUAUCCACGUCAUCAUCGUAACAAUAUGAUGUUCCUCUGCAAAGGAGACCAGCGCAGAAACUGCACAUACAUCACUUAUCAAGGCAGCUUCACACUGCAUAAUGUUAAUGCCACCUUUUUUUCUGUGGUGAUCACAAAACUUAAAGCAGAGGAUUCUGGGACAUACUGGUGUAGAUCAGACCCCGAGUGGAGUGUUGGAAACUACACCCAGUUUCAUCUGACUGUGGAAGAAGAAGAACAGCGUGGUGUGUCAAAGGAGUCCAUAAUAGAAGCUCUGUGCUGGCUUUUCGCUGCACUCCCAGUUCUGCUGCUGAUACUGAUAAUCAUCCUGGUCAAAGUUUGCAAGCCCAAACGUCGCCAGUUGAAAGUUGAAGCAGCAGUCGACAUGAACACAAGCAAACUGGAGGCAGCAGAUGCACAAGAUGUAACGAGUGGGGAAGAUCUUUACCAAAAUUAUGACGAUCCUGCAAUUCGCUCACAGCAGAAGGCCUGCAAAGAGCAGAGGUCUGUUCAGUUCUUUGAAGACUAUGAAGAUGAAGCUCAAUAUGGAAACAUUUCAACAACUGAGGAUAUUUACCGCAAUGAGUUCUUUUUAAAAACUCAGAGAUAAAGAGUGAGCCAAAUGUUGGGUCUGACCUACAUGUGAAUAACUGUAUUUGUGUGAGGCUGAAGCUUUUCAUUGAGUUCCUAAAAGUCUUUAUUCAUGUUACAUCAUCAUCAUCUUAGAGCUGCUGGUAGUGACAACUUUCAUGAGCUUUAAAAUUCUGCUUUUCCAUUACUUCAUACUAAUAAAACUGCAGCUUUGUAUUCUUAUAAACCAAAUUUUAAAGAAAUAAACGACUAGUCAAAAGAAAUAAACGACUAGUGUUGUGA
Molecule: messenger RNA, 4635 nt
Organism: Xiphophorus couchianus (Monterrey platyfish)
Lineage: Eukaryota; Metazoa; Chordata; Actinopteri; Cyprinodontiformes; Poeciliidae
Product: polymeric immunoglobulin receptor-like
Exons: 13
Coding region: 2153-4372 (739 amino acids)
Cellular component (GO): plasma membrane
Molecular function (GO): transmembrane signaling receptor activity
Source: RefSeq, a predicted model, not a curated record